Penicillium soppii is the source of this 7602-nucleotide messenger RNA. Its product is annotated as type I polyketide synthase. Gene Ontology annotation, biological process: fatty acid biosynthetic process; secondary metabolite biosynthetic process. The record is from RefSeq and is a predicted model, not a curated record. Lineage: Eukaryota; Fungi; Ascomycota; Eurotiomycetes; Eurotiales; Aspergillaceae. The transcript has 14 exons. Gene Ontology annotation, molecular function: oxidoreductase activity; phosphopantetheine binding; fatty acid synthase activity. The coding region runs from base 1 to 7602 and encodes 2533 amino acids.
AUGCUUGCACAAGAUGUCGAAUUCGUGGACCUUCCUCCACCCGAAGCCACUGCUGGGGCCGCUACAACGGACAAUGAAACAUCUUCCUUCAAUUCAAAUCCCGUGCCAACCCCCAGCGAGGCGAGCUCGAUAGGUCCUCCCCAUCAACUCCCUGUUCCCGUUCCCGACGGUGAUCAACCGCCAUUGGUGGAGCCUAUGGCCAUUUGCGGCAUGGCAAUGCGUCUUCCGGGAGGCAUCCGCGAUGCGGAAGGCUUCUGGGAUCUAUUAUACAACAAGCGGAGUGGGAGAUGUCGCGUCCCGAAAGACCGUUAUAACGUCGAGAACUGGUUUGGACCGGGAAAGAUUGGGCACGUCGCCAGUGAGUACGGCUACUUCUUGGAUGAUGUAGACCUGCGAAAUGCGGAUGCUUCUUUUUGGUCGAUGACCAAACAAGAGAUUGAGGCGAUGGACCCUCAGCAGCGACUUUCCCUGGAGGUCACGUAUGAGUGUCUUCAAAACGCUGGACAGCGGCCUGAAGAACUUCGCGGCCGCAAAAUCGGUGUUUAUCUCGGCACCUUUGAGGGAGACUGGCUGGAACUCGAUGGGAGAGAUCCUCAGCACUAUCAUAUGUACCGUCUCACCGGAUAUGGAGAUUAUAUGUCUGCCAAUCGCAUUCACUACGAGUUCGGAUUUAUGGGUCCCAGUGUAACAAUUCGAACCGCCUGCUCCUCUUCUCUCACCGGUCUGUAUGAUGCCUGUCAUGCUAUCUCCGCUGGGGACUGCGACUCCGCCAUCGUGGCAUGUGCAAAUAUUAUCUACUCUCCCCGAACCUCUAUUACCAUGCAAGAACAGGGUGUCAUAUCGCCGAGCGGAUUCUGCAAGACUUUUGAUGCAAAUGCCGACGGAUAUGCACGUGGUGAGGCAGUUUCGGCUGUGUACGUGAAAAAGCUCAGCGAUGCUAUUCGUGAUGGAGAUCCCAUUCGCUCUGUUAUCCGAUCAACAUGCAUCAACGCCGGCGGCAAAGCGUCAACUCUUACAGCCCCAAAUACUGCUGCACACGAGACAUUGAUCCGUCGUGGUCACGAGUUGGCCGGUGUCACGGAUUUCUCCAAGACCGCUAUGAUAGAAUGCCAUGGUACAGGAACAGCGGUCGGCGAUCCCAUCGAGACAGCGGCUGUAGCUAAUGUGUUUGGAGAGCACGGCAUUUAUAUUGGAUCGGUCAAAACCAAUCUGGGACAUAGCGAAGGUGCAUCAGGCUUGUCUAGUAUCAUUAAAAUGACCCUGGCGCUUGAACACAAAAUAAUUCCGCCCAACAUCAACUUCACGACUCCCAACCCCAAGAUUCCAUUUGAACGAUGCAAGCUGAAAGUACCCACAGAGCCACUUCCCUGGCCCAAAGACCGCGCUGAGCUGGUAGGAGUCAACUCCUUCGGUAUAGGUGGGUCAAACGCCCAUGUUCUGUUGGGAUCCGCUGCCUCCUUUGGAAUAGGGUCAGUACAGCAGAAGAUUAUUGCUAGUGAACAAUCUGCAGAGGUUGCAAUGACCGAGCUGACACCACGCUUGUUGCUAUUUUCCGCUAAGCAUCAACAAUCGUUGGAGCGAAUGGUCGCUAACCACCAAGCGUAUUUCCUGUCCCACCCCGAGUCUCUUGAUGAUAUGGCCUAUUCUCUUGCCCUCAAGCGAGAAGAGCUUUCCCAUCGCAGCUUCUGUGUCACAAAUGGCGAAGAUGACUGGGUCCCUUCGAGGACUCACCGCACCAGUGGUAGAGCACCUCCCAUGUUGAUAUUCACCUUCACCGGUCAGGGUGCCCAGUGGGCACAGAUGGGUAAAGCACUUAUCGACCAAGUGCCUCGUUUCCGACGCAGUAUCGAGAAGCUGGAUCAAGUACUUCAAGCUCUUCCAACUCCUCCUCGAUGGAAACUGAUAGAUGAAAUUCGAGCUUCGAAGAAGAAAAGUCGUCUUUCCGAGGCAGAGCUUUCACAGCCCUGCUGUACAGCAAUUCAAAUCGCUCUGGUCGAUAUUUUGGAACAUUACGGAAUCCACCCAGACGCCGUAAUAGGCCACUCCAGUGGUGAGAUUGGUGCCGCUUAUGCCUCUCACGCCAUCAGUGGAGCAGAUGCAAUUCAAAUCGCAUUUUAUCGAGGCUUAGUGAUGUGCAGUUUGAAUCCAGCGGAGCGUCCUGGGGGCAUGGCAGCCGUUGGUCUUGGGGCUGAAGAGCUCACACCUUACUUGCGACCAGGAGUUCGCGUGGGAUGUGAAAAUAGUCCCAACAGUACAACUCUAACAGGCGAUAAAGUAUCAUUAGAGGAGACCAUGAAAGCCAUCAAGGAGGCCAACCCCGACGUCUUUGUCAGAGCACUCCAGGUGGACCGAGCCUAUCACUCGCACCAUAUGGAGACCGUGGCUCCUGAAUAUGUCGAACUUCUCACCAACCAGAGGGUCCAAGCCAUGGAUCCCUCAGUCAAAUUCUUUUCCAGCGUUACUGGCCGUCAAGUGGAUCAAAGCAAAGAGCUCGGCCCCUUGUAUUGGGCCAAAAACCUUGUCUCUCCAGUCCGCUUCUCGACGGCCAUGGAGGAAUUGGUGCAGUCUCUGAUUGGACCUAAGGUCUUCCUGGAAAUUGGACCUCAUUCUGCGCUGGCUGGGCCUAUUCGGCAGAUCCUCCAGCAUCAUAAAUCAACCGAUGAGUAUUUCAACACAUUGACUCGGGGCAGUGACUCCCACAAGGAUCUGCUGAAGGCAGUUGGUGAAAUGUGGCUGCAGAAUAUCCCAGUGAAUCUGACUGCAGUCUUGGGUGAAGGUCGCUUCCUGCCAGACUUGCCUCUCUACCCUUGGCACUAUGAGGAGCCUCUCUGGUGCGAAAGUCGUCUCUCCAAGGAAUGGCGCUUAAGGGAAUUCCCUCAUCAUGACAUCCUCGGAUCAAGGGUCCUCGAAAGCACCGAUCAGAAUCCUAGCUGGCGUAAUAUUCUCCGUCUCGAUGUGGUGCCAUGGAUCAAGGAACACGAAGUAGCCGGUGAAAUUGUCUUCCCGGGUGUUGGUUACAUAUGCAUGGCUGGAGAAGCCAUUCGUCAACUUACUGGAGAGACUGGGUUCACAGCCCGCCGCGUUCACAUCAAGGCUGCGCUGGUCAUGCAUCAGGGUCAAGACGUGGAAGUGAUCACUCAAUUGCAGAGAAUUCCACUUACCAAUGCGGCCGACUCAAAGUGGUACAACUUCACUGUUCAUUCCUAUAAUAAGGGAAUCUGGGUUAAGCACAUCUUUGGCCAAGUGUGCGCAGGGUCAGAUCGAGAGCACCAAGCUCCUUCAUUGGAGUCUUUGCCACGACAGUUGUCGCGGCGUGGGUGGUAUCGUAAGAUGAAAGAAAUGGGACUGGAAUAUGGGUCGCGAUUCAUGGGCCUGACUGACAUGACUGCUCAUCCCAUUGAGCGCAAGACCAUCGCCACUGUGGUUAAUGAUAUUCGUGAGGGAGAGUCCAAAUAUGCGGUACACCCUGUCUCUCUGGACUGUUUGCUUCAAGCCAUUGUUCCUGCAACCUUCAAUGGACUGACAAGACGAUUCCAACAUCUCGGAAUCCCUACCUACAUGGAAGAGAUCUAUGUAUGCCCUCCGCUACAGCCAGAGAUGAUUAUUGAAGCUUGUGCCGACGAGCAACCCACAGCUGCUCUCUCGGGAAGUAUCAUCGCAGUCUCAAAUGGACAUGUUACAAUUGACAUCAGGGGCCUGCAGAUGUCUGCAAUUGGUGAUGCAGCCGAUGCCUCUGGGCAAGAUCCACAUGCCGCGGUUGAAUUGGAGUGGCGUGAAGAUAUCAAUCUCAUCAGUGAUGCUGCCAAACUGAUCCACCCAGCGAAGGACCGAACCGAUCUACACCACUUGCUGGAUAGGUUUGCCUCGGCCUCCAUGAUGGAUACAUCUACCCGCCUUCGAGGGGUUGAGCCAAUCCGAUCGCAUUUGACUCAUUACCAGAAGUGGAUUGAAUCGACCGCAGAUCUAAUAAAGCUCGGCAAAUACCCUGGCCUUCAGCCUGAGGAUGAGAUUGUCGAAGUCUCGGACGCGGAGCGGGUAAACAUCAUCGAGAGUCUGUAUCUUUCUCUCUUGGAAACAGAUGCGGCUGCGACCGCGACAGCCAUCUAUCGAAUCUGGAAAGAGUGUCAGGGCAUCUUCACAGGUGAAACCGAUGAACUUGAGCUCCUUCUAGAGGGUGAGGUUCUCCAUUCGUUGUAUGACUUCAUGCAAAACUCAGAGUACCGGGUGUUCCUCGAGCUUCUCGCACACCGGAAGCCAAACCUCCGGGUUUUGGAGAUCGGUGCCGGCACAGGAGGCACUACUGCGACGGUACUUCCUGCCUUGAAAUCUCUUUAUGGAGAGCGAAUGUACCAUUCAUACACGUAUACCGAUAUUAGUGCCGGAUUUUUCCCACAGGCAAAGAAGCGAUUUGAGAAUUACCCUGGAUUAGAAUUUGCGACGUUGGAUAUUUCGCAGGAUCCGCUUUCACAGGGCUUCGAGGCAGAGUCCUUUGAUUUGAUUAUUGCCUGCAAUGUGCUCCAUGCGACUUCAACUCUUCAGGACACGCUUACGAAUGUCCGCAGGUUGCUCCAUCCUCAGGGUCGGCUCUUCCUUCAAGAAUUAUCGCCAGCCACAAAAUGGAUCAACUAUGUCAUGGGUGUUCUUCCAGGAUGGUGGUUGGGGGAGCAAGACGGCCGAUACCCAGAGCCUUAUAUCGGCAUCGACCAGUGGGACGCCCUGCUUAGCCAGAGCGGCUUCUCGGGCAUUAAUUUGGUGAGCCACGAUGGAUACCUGAACAACAACAUCGUUGCCAGGCCGGCGGCAGACACACAAAGACAAAAGCGAAUCACCCUACUUCACUCGUGUGAAGACAGCGCUUCUGUCACAACUUCAAUAAGCCAACUUCUCUCCUCAGCUGGAUUUGGAAUCGAUCUCUAUGCAAUUGAGAAUGCGAACAUACCAACCCCCACGCAGCAGGAUAUCGUGUCCAUUUUGGAUCUUGACAGGCCAUUCUUCCAUGACCUCCACGAAUCCUUGUUUGAGAACCUGAAGGGUCUGCUUUCACAGCUGCGAGAUACGGACAGCGGAAUUCUUUGGGUUACCAGAGCAAGCCAGGUAGGCUGCAAGGAUCCUAGGUAUGCGAUGGUCAACGGAGUUGCUCGUGUUAUUCGCACCGAGCUGAACAUAGACUUUGCGACACUGGAGCUGGAGGAUUUUGAGCAGGAAACCCUGGCUCUUAUACCGCAGGUGCUGGGAGAGUUCCAGCAACGUAUCUCUGAGCCGAACAUCAACACGACUACAGAGUGGGCCGUUGUGGGACAAAAGCCACUGAUCAGCAGAUACCACUACAUUCAAGUUGCCGAGGAGCUGAAGAACAACGCGGUCGCUGAUAGCUCCACUGUCAAGAAGUUGGAACAGAGCAGGCCCGGUCUUGUUGAUACCUUGUGCUGGAAGAGCAUGCCGAUUUCACAUGCGUUGGAUGAAAAUGACGUUCUGGUUCAAGUCAAAUGUGUUGGGAUGAACUUCAAGGAUGUUCUGAUCAGCACCGGAGUGAUCACAGAGAAAUCCUCGAUUGGCCGGGGACUAGGAUACGAAGGAAGUGGUCUAGUGCUCCAAGUGGGGUCGGCCGUGCACAAGCUUUCAGUGGGAGAUCGAGUUAUUAUGAGCUCAAGUGGAUCUCUCACCACCACACAGCAGCUUGACCAACGCCUAUGUGUUAAAAUGCCGGACUCCAUGACAUACGAAGAGGGUGCUACUAUGUCCGCGGUCUAUUGCACCGCGAUUCACUGCCUCCUAGAUGUUGGUGGAUUGCGCAAGGGACAGUCCGUCUUGAUUCAUUCCGCCAGUGGAGGUGUCGGUAUUGCAGCCAUGUACAUUGCGCAGAUGGUAGGCGCGGAGGUAUAUGCUACAGUCGGGAGUGAGGAGAAAACUCAAUCACUCAUGUCCACUUUCAAUAUUCCGCGCAAUCGUAUAUUCAACUCUCGCACCAGUGAGUUCCUUCCGCGCAUAAUGGAAGAGACGAAUGGUAUGGGAGUGGACGUGGUGCUCAACUCACUUUCGGGUGAGCUUUUGCACGCUUCUUGGAAAUGCACAGCAGAAUUCGGUACUUUCGUCGAGAUUGGACGACGUGAUUUCGUCGGCCAGGGCUUGCUUGACAUGCAACCAUUCGAGCCUAACAGAAGCUUUGUCGGGUUUGAUCUUCUUCUUUUCUCCAACAAGCGACCGAAAAGGAUUGAAAGUAUCAUGACUCGUGCGAUGGACUAUUACCGAGCCGGUUUCAUUCAACCCAUUAAGCCCAUGACAAUGUUUGAUGCUGUUUCCAUUGUUGAUGCCAUUCGCUACAUGCAGCGCGGGCAGCACAUAGGCAAGAUUGUCAUCACAAUGCCAGAAAACAGUACCGAGUUGUCAGCUGAACCACCCCGGCAAGAACUGGCUCUGCGUCAAGAUCGAGCCUACCUAUUUGUCGGUGGACUGGGUGGCUUGGGUCGUUCGAUCGCAACCUGGCUUGUCGAGCAUGGAGCCCGCCAUCUCGUGUUCUUGUCACGAUCGGCGGGUAAUGUUCCUGAUGACGAUCCAUUUGUUCAAGAGCUAGCAGUCCUCGGAUGCACCACUACCAGGAUAUCCGGUGAUGUGUCUAAGCUUGAUGAUGUUCUUCUGGCUAUCCGGGCAUCUGGAAAGCCUGUUGGAGGUGUUCUACAAUCUUCCAUGGUACUUCGGGACAACUCAUUUGUGGAUAUGAAUUGGGAUGAGUGGCUGGGUGCAGUGCAGCCUAAGGUUCUAGGAACAUGGAAUCUGCACAACGCUCUCCUCAGCGAGCAGCCGGAAGAAGCCCUCGACUUCUUCUUCUUAUUCAGCUCAGCCGGCGCAAUGAGUGGCCAAUGGGGACAAGCCAACUACAAUGCUGGCAACACAUUCCUGGACGCUUUUGUAGCCUAUCGCCAUUCUCUGGGGCUUCCUGCUUCCACAGUCAAUAUUGGCGUGAUCCAAGACAUCGGAUACGUUAGCCAGAACCCAGAGAUCCUGGACUCACUACGUUCAACAGCGCAGUACCUCAUGCGUGAGCCUGAGCUGCUUGAGUCAAUCGAGCUCAUGCUCCACAGGUCUUCGCCCGCUGAAUCAGUUGUCGACCACGCUGUAGGCCGGUAUGUUACGCGGUCGCAGAUCGGCAUCGGCAUGCGGUCCACGGUCCCCAUGGACGCCCCGAGCAAUCGAACCAUUUGGAGAAAAGAUCCCCGUAUGCUGGUCUAUAGGAACCUUGAAGUCCAAUCCGGGCCAGUGUCGUCUUCUACCGGGUCCGAUCAAGUUCUCACCCAGUUCCUCCGCGAGAUCGGCUCCAAUAUGACGAUGUUGAAAGCCCCCGAGACGGCUGAACUACUGGCCGGUGAGAUUGGUCGUACUUUGUUUGGAUUCUUGAUGCGGGCGGAUACUGAAGUGGUUGAUCUUGAUGCUCCACUUGCUAGUGUUGGAAUUGACUCGCUCAUCAGCAUCGAGCUACGCAACUGGAUUCGCCGAAAGAUUGGUGUAGAAGUUACUGUGUUGGAGAUUGUGCGGGCAGACAGUGUGAGGGAUUUGGGUGUGCUUGCUCAAAAGAAAUUGGCGGAAAAGUAUGAAGCUCGUAUGUAG